Rhinocladiella mackenziei CBS 650.93 is the source of this 1653-nucleotide messenger RNA. RefSeq lists its product as uncharacterized. Gene Ontology annotation, molecular function: succinyl-CoA:3-oxo-acid CoA-transferase activity. The transcript is spliced from 2 exons. Gene Ontology annotation, biological process: ketone body catabolic process. The record is from RefSeq and is a predicted model, not a curated record. Lineage: Eukaryota; Fungi; Ascomycota; Eurotiomycetes; Chaetothyriales; Herpotrichiellaceae. Bases 1 to 1653 code for a protein of 550 amino acids.
AUGUACUUUCUUCUGGAAGCAUACUCGCAGAGAGCGGCCUCGAGCGGCGUCCACCAUGGGACAUCAAAGACGUUAAUAACAUCAUUCCAAACCCGGAUAUUGAUACGAAGACAAGGGUUCACUGUUAGGCCGACUCCUCGAGAGCAAGCAAACCUCUCUACACAGAAAGAAUCGCAGCAUAAUCGGAGUUCGUCCAAGGUAUUCAAGAGCGCAGACGAUGCCAUCGCAGAUCUGCAGGAUGGGACUACGAUAUUGAGCGCUGGUUUUGGACUCUGUGGAGUGGCAGAGACUCUCAUCGACGCAAUUCGGAAGAAAGGCACUCAAAAUCUCACCGUCGUCUCUAACAAUGCCGGAGCUGGAGAACAUGGACUUGCCAAACUCACUUCCACGGGACAGAUUUCUCGCAUGGUGGUCUCUUUUAUCGGAAACAACAAGUCACUUGGUAAGCAAUAUCACGACGGCCAAGUGGCCAUUGAACUAUGUCCGCAAGGCACGAUUGCCGAACGUCUUCGUGCCGCUGGCGCCGGGAUCCCUGCCUUCUUCACAGCGACGGGUGCUCGCACCUUGAUCGAAACAGGUGGUAUUCCCGUCCGUCUCGGCCCAAAGGAUCAACAGACAGACAAACACGAGAUCGUGGAACCCGGUCGGCCGCGCGAAACACGCAUCUUCGACGGACGCACAUAUAUGAUGGAGACAGCGCUGAAGGGCGACGUGGCGAUCGUGCGGGCAUGGAAAGUCGACGAAGCCGGGAACUGUAUCUUCCGUUCCACGACCAAGACGUACGGUGUGCUCAUGCCCAAGGCCGCGAAACUAGCGAUUGUCGAGGCAGAGAAUAUCUUACCCAUCGGAUCCCUGGACCCAGAUCACGUCGAUCUUCCAGGCAUAUACAUCGACCGCAUCUGUCCGGCGACAUCGGACAAGCAUAUCGAGAAACUCGUCCUGGCGUCACAUUCCGAGGACCCGGCAGCAGAGCAAACCGACGAUGCCGUGAAGCGGAACCGUAUCGCCCGCCGCGCUGCCAAGGAGUUGAAAGAUGGAUUCUACGUCAAUCUGGGCGUGGGAAUUCCGACGCUGGCGCCAUCGUUUUUGCCCCCUUCCACGAAAGUCUGGUUACAAUCGGAGAACGGAAUCAUCGGGAUGGGUCCAUAUCCUCCCUCUCGUGAUGCCGCGGAUCCUGAUACUAUCAACGCCGGUAAAGAGGCGGUCACACUCGUCCCGGGUGCAUCAACCUUUGACUCGGCUGAAUCUUUCGGUAUGAUCCGCGGCGGGCACGUUGAUGUCUCUCUCCUCGGUGCCCUCCAAGUCUCUGCGUCAGGGGAUCUUGCCAACUAUAUCAUUCCCGGCAAAGCAUUCAACGGUAUGGGCGGCGCGAUGGAUCUGGUCAGUAAUCCGGACCAGACGAAGAUUAUUGUCUGUACAUACCACGCCGACAAAGAUGGCCGGAGUAAAAUCGUGGAUACGUGCGGUCUGCCGCUCACGGGCAAGAGCGUCGUAAGUACGAUCAUUACCGAGCUCGCGGUAUUUCAAGUCGAUCGGAAGGGAGGGAAGGGACUUCUGUUAACGGAGACGGCGGAGGGUGUCACUGUUGAUAUGGUCAGGAAGAAGACGAGCGCCAAGUUCACCGUGGCAGACCAUGUGGCGAUCAUGGAGUAA